This is a messenger RNA of Styela clava, 1753 nucleotides long. The record is from RefSeq and is a predicted model, not a curated record. Lineage: Eukaryota; Metazoa; Chordata; Ascidiacea; Stolidobranchia; Styelidae.
GGGAAACUCUGGCAUCAAAACGCAGUCAAAGAAUGUUAUAAAAGUCGAAAACAUUGGAGUUGAAGGGGAUACAGUAAACCUCAACGAAUGCAAAGUUACUUUUCCGGAUGGAACAUUCAAUGAAACAACAAAGGUCUGGAUGUCACUUGGAUUGGACAAUUCAAUAUGCCCAGCACAAUACAUCGCAAUCACACCAGCUCUCGACAUCAGUGCAGAAUCAACAUUACGCAAAAGCGCAUUAGUACAAAUGAAGACAUGGCGUCUCGAGCUGAAUAAAGAGAAUGUUGACAUACUUCGCUUUACUAAUGACACUGACUGGAACAUUAUUAAACCUGAUCUAGUCACGCAUGACAGAACUAUAGAAUUUCGCUGUCAAGAGUUCAGUCGAGUACUUGCCGUUAUCAACGCUAUCAAACGAUGGUUUUCUGGCCCCCCUCCUCCAGUUCUCAAAGAAAACUUUCUUUAUAUCAUGGGUCACAAUCAAAUCUGCAUCACAUUUUUCAGUCUAAGUGAACUUGUAGAAAGAAGCAUAAUUACAUAUUACGAAAGCCGUGGUGCACAACCGGUACCAACAAGAUCCAACCAAGUGAUUUUAAGACAUGGAGACAAAAUUCAUCUCAAACUGCGAAUCGAAGGAGGGCCUGGAGACUGGCCUGGAGUUCAAUGAACCUAAUGGUCACAGAUUUUCCGUAGAUGAUGAUUUCUUAAUGGCAUCACGACAUGACUUUGAAUUUGAACUUCUCCCUAACUUGCAACAAUAUCCUCAAAUUGUCAUCAAAUGUGAAAUGGAGAAAAAUGAAGAUGAAAUUAAUAGAAAAGUUAUAAAAUUUACUUUCCCACUAAAACCUCCAGAACGCAGAGAACCUCCACCUAUCAACUUUGCUGGAGCAAAUAUUGGGAAUCUGCAUCUACCGGAAAGAGGAAAUCAGAACAAUCAGCAAAUGGGGCAAAAUGAACAAGAAGAAGCUGGUGCAGUAGGUGGAAACCAAGCUAUAGAAUAAACCAAUACAACAUGAAGGUGAUGACGAUGCCGAUGAUCUUGAGAAGUCUCCCAAACUGACCACAUUCUAAAGACAUUGCUAAGAUACAAAUGUUCCAUCAAAUGUUACUGUUACGUCGUAUAUUUAACAUUAAAUUUCUCCAAUAAUCUCAGACUGAAUGCUGAAUGAUCCUGUGGUAUCCUGCAACACAUUAUGGACAUGCAUAUGUAGUGAAGGGAUCAAAUAUUAGAAAUAUUAACUCUUGAAGACUAGAUAGUCUAGUCCAGUAAUAGUAGGAUUGAGCGAAAAAUUUUAUAAUUUUUUUUUGUGUGAAAUGCUGAUUUUGCAUAGGCUUGGAUUGUGAAAACAUAGUAAUUGACUCUUAGUCAUAUGCACCACCCUUCAGCAACGAUUUCGGCAAUUUAGGUCAUCCCUCACAAGAUUUGACCUCUUGAACUGACCUCAAAUCAUUUUGUAAAAUUCUGCACCAAAUUCUGAUUUGCAUGUUUUGUCAUACAAAUUCUUGUCAUUUCAUACUUUUUUUAUUAUUUUUUCCUAUUAGUUUUUAAAAUUAGGUUGGGUGCUGCAUUAAUGCUUUAGCUUCUAAUGUACUAUUUUUAGUGAGCCAUAACAAACUCACUUUAAGCUUUUCCAGAUAUCAUGUGUAUUGUUUUUAUGUCGCCCUCAUUCAGAAAUUUUUGUGUAAUUAUAAUUUUAUGGUAUGUCAACAACUUUCAUUAUUUAGGUCAGGUUUUGAGUUUUUUCUUAUAAUU